UUUACACCGAGCACGACACGUGAAGGCAUCAUUUAGCCAACGUGCGUUUGUGUUCCUCCGCCCCGACUGUCAGUGACAGCUAGCUAUCAGCAGAACAACAGACGGGACUCAGGACGAGGCUGCCGACAACCAACAUGAAGGACAACAGCUUGCCACGUAUUGUUGUUAUUAUCCUGUGUACGGUGGUUUUUAUUGCCGUUUUAAUCCUUAACGCUUUGGCUGGAUCGGGCAGAGGUCCUUUCAAAUCUACUACAGGUAAUGUGUCAAGCCGCUAUGAGACAGACAUCACUCCAGCUGGCUGGACCUUCUCUAUCUGGGGUGUUAUCUACACCUGGCUCACCCUGAUGGUGAUGUACAUCACUACAUAUGUAUUCAGAGGAUCCUGGGCUCAGUCUCUGUUGCCAUACUCCUUCUAUUUUUGCUGGCUGUCCAACAUGGUGAUGAACAUGAUAUGGCUGCUGCUGUGGGAUAGAGAGUUGAUGCUAGCGGCUCUGGUUGUAUUAAUCCUGAUGACAAUUUCCAACCUCACAGCUAUGUUCUUCUGCUGCUUUGCCACAGAUUACUAUGGACUCUGGUUACAGACGUUCCAUCGCAAAGACCUGUACUGUCUAAGAAUACUGGUCCAGAAUGGUCUGGCUCUCUACACCACAUGGAUUUCCAUUGCUUCUCUGAUCAAUUUUUCAUUGGUUCUCCACCUGUGGGGUGUGGCCAAGACCACAGCAGCAACAGCUUCUCUCUGCAUCCUGUUUGCAGAGGUGGUGGGAUGGUUCCUCCUUGAGAACUGGGUGCUGGACCGUUGGGUGCGUAACAUCCUGACCGUGUACCCCGUGGUGAUCGUUGCUCUGGUCGGAAACGUCUUCAAACAUUUUAACCUAGAUGAUCCCACUCCAAAUUCUGUGUUCAUGGUCGUACUGCUGGUGUUAGCAUGUAUCCUGCUGGUUUCCCGACUCUGCACCGUCAUCUGGAGAAAUAGUUGGCGGCCUCUCCACUCCCCAGGCUCAGCACGGCUGAUGGUAUCACCCCUUGAUGGCAGAAAAUUCAUGAUUUUUAAUUAAACAACAGGAACCUUUUUAAGUACUUCCUGUCCCACUGCAGCCUUUAAACUGUCAGGCUAAUCACAUUUUCAAGUGUUAAUGUAACAGGAAGACAGGAAAACCUUUUUUCCACUCCUCCUAUGUCUCUCAACUGCAAUCAAGGCAACGGGACACUUUCUUUGAAUCACUAAUUACCUACUUCGGCUGUUAACCAUUACUUACCGUUAAUAUUGUCUGUAUGUUAUGUGCUUUAAAAACAAAUUCCAUUAUGUUUUAUAAUGAUUUAAAGGCAGUUUUGUUGUUGCACUAAUGGCUUUUUUAUUGUGUGUAUCCAUUCAAUGACAGUAGACUAUAUACUUUCAAAUUACAGCAUGUUGACCUUUAUACAAUAUAAGUUCAAUAGAAUACUAAAGAGCUUUUUUGAAUGAAUUCUGAUUAAAGCAUUUUUUUCAU
This is a messenger RNA of Anoplopoma fimbria (sablefish), 1487 nucleotides long. RefSeq lists its product as uncharacterized. The record is from RefSeq and is a predicted model, not a curated record. The coding region runs from base 135 to 1055 and encodes 306 amino acids. Lineage: Eukaryota; Metazoa; Chordata; Actinopteri; Perciformes; Anoplopomatidae. The transcript is spliced from 7 exons.